Molecule: messenger RNA, 8000 nt
Organism: Nycticebus coucang (slow loris)
Lineage: Eukaryota; Metazoa; Chordata; Mammalia; Primates; Lorisidae
Gene: ZNF609
Product: zinc finger protein 609
Exons: 10
Coding region: 232-4464 (1410 amino acids)
Biological process (GO): regulation of transcription by RNA polymerase II
Cellular component (GO): nucleus
Source: RefSeq, a predicted model, not a curated record
GGGGCCGCAUGAACGGAUGGCUGCCUGAGCCCCGUAGCAGCGGCGGCUCUACGGCCCGGGGCCCCCGGCUGGCGGAGGUGGCGGCUCCCGGGACCAGCCGCGCGCAAUGAUGUUGUCCACUGGGCAUAUACUGACCAAUGUGGCAGGUCUGAGAACAUAGCUGAAGCUGAAAAUAGGAAAACUGGGGGCAAGGAAGAGCCUUGAAUCUUGAGGUGGGACGUUGACUCUAAGAUGUCCUUGAGCAGUGGAGCCUCCGGAGGGAAAGGAGUGGAUGCAAACCCGGUUGAGACUUACGACAGUGGGGAUGAAUGGGACAUUGGAGUAGGGAAUCUCAUCAUUGACCUGGACGCCGAUCUGGAAAAGGACCAGCAGAAACUGGAAAUGUCAGGCUCAAAGGAGGUGGGGAUACCUGCUCCCAAUGCUGUGGCCACACUACCAGACAACAUCAAGUUUGUGACCCCAGUGCCAGGUCCUCAAGGGAAGGAAGGCAAAUCAAAAUCCAAAAGGAAUAAGAGUGGCAAAGACACUAGCAAACCCACUCCAGGGACUUCCCUGUUCACUCCAAGUGAGGGGGCAGCUAGCAAGAAAGAGGUGCAGGGGCGUUCAGAUGGUGCCAAUGCAGGAGGUCUGGUUGCUGCUAUUGCUCCCAAGGGUUCAGAGAAGGCGGCUAAGGCAUCCCGCAGUGUAGCCAGCUCAAAAAAGGAGAAGGAGAACAGCUCAUCAAAGAGCAAGAAGGAGAGAAGCGAAGGAGUGGGGACUUGUUCAGAAAAGGAUCCUGGGGUCCUCCAGCAAGUUCCCUUAGGAGGACGGGGUGGUCAGUAUGAUGGAAGUACAGGGGUGGAUACAGGAGCUGUGGAGCCGCUUGGGAGUAUAACUAUUGAACCUGGGGCAGCGCUCAAUCCUUUGGGAGCUAAACCGGAGCCAGAGGAAGGGGAGAAUGAGUGUCGCCCACUAAAGAAAGUCAAGUCUGAAAAGAUGGAGUCCCCUGUCUCCACACCAGCAGUGCUGCCACUGCACCUUUUGGUGCCAGUGGUCAAUAAUGACAUCUCAUCUCCCUGUGAGCAGAUCAUGGUUCGUACUCGAUCAGUUGGAGUCAACACAUGUGAUGUGGCUCUAGCCACAGAGCCUGAAUGCCUGGGCCCCUGUGAACCUGGAACCAGUGUCAACCUCGAAGGCAUUGUGUGGCAGGAAACGGAAGAUGGGAUGUUAGUGGUAAAUGUAACAUGGAGGAACAAGACAUACGUAGGUACACUUCUCGACUGCACACGGCAUGAUUGGGCACCUCCAAGGUUCUGUGACUCCCCCACCAGUGACUUGGAAAUGCGUAAUGGUCGGGGUAGAGGCAAACGCAUGCGUCCCAACAGUAACACACCUGUCAAUGAGACAACCACGGCCUCUGACACCAAAGGAACCAGCAGUAGCAGCAAAACCCGGGCAGGGGCCAACAGCAAAGGCCGUCGGGGCAGCCAAAAUUCUUCAGAGCAUCGCCCACCUGCCAGCAGCACCUCUGAGGAUGUCAAGGCCAGUCCUUCCUCAGCUAACAAGCGGAAAAACAAACCCCUUUCAGACAUGGAGCUGAAUUCUAGCUCAGAGGACUCCAAAGGGAGCAAACGUGUCCGUACGAAUUCUAUGGGUUCAGCCACUGGCCCCCUUCCAGGGACCAAGGUAGAACCCACUAUUCUGGACAGAAAUUGUCCCUCUCCUGUCCUGAUUGACUGUCCCCACCCAAACUGCAACAAGAAAUACAAGCACAUCAAUGGACUUAAGUACCACCAAGCCCAUGCUCAUACAGAUGAUGACAGCAAGCCAGAAGCAGAUGGAGACAGUGAGUAUGGAGAAGAACCUGCUCUCCAUGCAGACCUCGGGAGCUGCAAUGGUGCAUCUGUUACACAGAAAGGUUCCUUGUCCCCUGCCCGCUCAGCUACCCCCAAAGUUCGCCUUGUAGAGCCCCAUAGCCCUUCUCCUUCAAGCAAAUUCAGCACAAAAGGCCUCUGUAAGAAAAAGUUGAGUGGGGAAGGGGACACAGAUUUUGGGGCCUUAUCCAAUGAUGGCUCUGAUGAUGGACCCUCAGUAAUGGAUGAAACAAGCAACGAUGCCUUUGAUUCUUUGGAAAGGAAAUGUAUGGAAAAAGAAAAAUGUAAAAAACCCUCCAAUUUGAAAUCUGAGAAGAUUCCUUCUAAGAGCUUGAAGUCGGCCCGGCCCAUUGCCCCUGCCAUCCCCCCACAGCAAAUCUAUACCUUCCAGACAGCCACCUUCACUGCAGCAAGCCCAGGCUCCUCCUCAGGCUUGACCACCACAGUGGUCCAAGCCAUGCCCAACAGUCCCCAGCUCAAGCCCAUUCAGCCCAAGCCCACUGUUAUGGGAGAACCUUUCACGGUCAACCCCGCCUUGACACCAGCCAAGGAGAAGAAAAAGAAAGACAAAAAAAAGAAGGACUCUUCCAAGGAACUUGAAAGUCCUCUAACCCCUGGGAAGGUAUGUCGAUCAGAGGAAGGCAAAAGCCCAUUCAGGGAAUCAUCAGGAGAUGGGAUGAAAAUGGAGGGGCUUCUAAAUGGCUCAUCAGACACCCACCAAAGCCGACUGGCUAGCAUCAAGGCUGAAGCUGACAAAAUCUACAGCUUCACGGACAAUGCCCCCAGCCCGUCCAUUGGAGGCAGUAGCCGCCUAGAUAGCACCACCCCUACUCAGCCCAUGACUCCCUUACAUGUAGUGACCCAGAAUGGAGCUGAAGCCAGCUCAGUCAAAACCAACAGCCCUGCAUACUCUGACAUCUCUGAUGCUGGGGAGGAUGGGGAGGGCAAGGUGGAGAGUGUUAAAUCAAAGGACCCUGAACAGUUGGUUAAGGAAGGGGCUAAGAAAACUCUUUUCCCCCCUCAGCCACAGAGCAAAGACUCACCAUAUUACCAAGGCUUUGAGAGUUACUACUCUCCAAAUUAUGCGCAGUCCAGCCCAGGGGCUCUGAAUCCCAGCAGCCAGACAGGAGUGGAGAGCCAGGUCCUGAAGACAAAAAAGGAUGAGGAGCCUGAGAGCAUAGAGGGGAAAGUGAAGAACGAUGCCUGUGAGGAGAAAAAACCUGAACUGAGCAGUUCCAGUCAACAGCCUUCUGUCAUCCAGCAGCGUCCCAACAUGUACAUGCAGUCUCUGUACUACAACCAGUAUGCCUAUGUGCCCCCCUAUGGCUACAAUGACCAGAGUUACCACGCCCACCUCAUGAGCACCAACACAGCAUAUCGGCAGCAGUAUGAAGAGCAGCAGAAACGGCAGAGUUUAGAGCUGCAGCCACGGGGACUGGACAAGAAGGCAGAGAUGGGCCUCAAGGAUCGGGAGCCAACACUCAAGGAAGAAUGGAAGCAAAAGCCGUCAAUUCCACCAACUCUUACCAAAGCCCCCAGCCUAACAGACCUAGUGAAGUCAGGACCCGGCAAGGCCAAGGAGUCAGGGGCUGACACUGCCAAGUCAGUCAUCAUUCCCAAGUUAGAAGACUCUUCAAAACUCCCCAGCCAGGCCCCUGAAGGACUUAAAGUGAAGCUGAGUGAGGCCAGCCACCUAGGCAAGGAGGCCUCUGAGGCUAAAACAGGCACUGAGUGUGGCCGACAGGCAGAGGUGGAUCCAAUACUCUGGUAUCGACAGGAGGCAGAGCCCCGGAUGUGGACAUAUGUUUAUCCUGCCAAGUACUCAGACAUCAAAUCAGAGGAUGAGCGGUGGAAAGAGGAACGGGACCGCAAAUUGAAGGAGGAAAGGAGCAGGAGUAAGGACUCUAUCCCUAAGGAAGAUGGGAAGGAAAGCACAAGUGGUGACUGCAAGCUGCCCACAUCUGAGGAGUCCCGCCUUGGGAGCAAGGAGCCCCGACCAAGUGUACAUGUGCCUGUGUCCUCCCCACUGACUCAACACCAGUCCUACAUCCCCUACAUGCACGGCUACUCCUACAGCCAGUCUUAUGACCCCAACCACCCCAGCUACCGUGGCAUGCCUGCUGUGAUGAUGCAAAACUACCCAGGUUCCUACUUGCCUUCCAGCUACUCUUUCUCCCCAUAUGGCAGCAAGGUCUCAGGUGGUGAAGAGGCUGACAAGGCACGAGUCAGCCCCAGUGUCAGUUGUAAAUCCACCUCAGAGUCCAAAGCCUUGGACAUCUUGCAGCAGCACGCCAGUCACUACAAGAGCAAGUCUCCCACGAUAAGUGAUAAAACUUCUCAGGAGAGAGAUCGGGGAAGCUGUGGGGUGGUUGGGGGUGGUGGCAGCUGUAGCAGCGUCGGGGGAGCAGGCGGGGGUGAACGGAGUGUCGACCGGCCCCGCACCUCCCCUUCCCAGCGCCUGAUGUCUACCCACCACCACCACCACCACUUGGGAUACUCAUUGCUCCCAGCACAGUACAACUUACCCUAUGCAACAGGGCUUUCUUCUACAGCCAUUGUUGCCAGCCAACAGGGCACAACUCCUUCGCUCUACCCACCCCCCAGGAGGUGAGAAUGAACACCAAGUGCCCGGAUAAGUCAGCUUCACGGGCCCGGACUGGCUCACCCAAGGAGGUGCUGGAGGUGCCAUUUAGACAUCAGUUAAAUGGUGUUGAUCAUCCUGUUUGCCGUUUUUCCACCACAACCGAAGGCAGACCCUUGGCUAUCUCACCUCCACCAGACCUCUGGACUCCUUGACCCUCCUUCUUCCUCAGGAGCUGGAGAGCUGGUACUUAGCAAAAAUAUUUAUUCUCUUGGCCACAGUCAUGACUUUUGUGGUCUCUGUGGAAAUGAAGGCACAGGGAGAAACCAGGGGAACAUGGCUUAGCCCAGAGAAGUCACUGCUCUGUUCCCCAAAUCCCUGGUCUGUUGCCAGAGCAGUACCAAACCCACCCCCCUCACAUUGGGUAAGGUCUGGAGACAGCACAGCAGCCAUACCCCUCUCACCAUCAUUACCAUCAUCACCAGAUUCCGCAUCUCCCAGUGGUUUGUACCCUGGGAAUUGGCAGCAUGAGGAGGAAUUAGAAUCUCAGGAAAGAAAUUGGGGAUUGUUUUCUAUGUAAUUGUGAAAACAAGGUCUUCAAACAUGGAGACUAUUCCCCUCUUACAUGAGCACAUACAAACGCUCAGAGCCUAGCCCGGAAGGGAAGACCAAGGCAUUUGCCCCACCGUGGCCUUAUGCUGCCUGUCAGCAGGGGUAGGGGUUCCAACACCAGCGCAGGGCUCCCCAGGGAUACUGGGAAUCAGCUGGAGCUGGUGCAUGAAUGGAGUCUGUGAAGUAGAACCUACAUCCCCACUAAGACCUGCUGCUUCUUGUCCCCCAACCCCUUGCCCUUUUCUGUUCCCUCCUGACCCCCUUGGUGCCUUUCCCAGGGGGAUCCCCACACUGGUCUCAUCUCUUUUCCACUGCUUGGCUCUUAAAGCGCAGGCAGAUAAAACAGUAUUCCCCAAGCUUGGAGAGUCUGCCAGGUCACCUUAAGGCAAGGCCCAGAAGGCAGACCCCAGGAGUACCCAGCAGUUCUUGGAGAUGUCCUGUUCAUUUAGCCAUCUAAAGCACCUUCCUCAUUUAGGGCCACAAAUAUAUACAAACCAAUUCCUCUGUCUAUAAAGUACAUGAUUUUAUAUAGCUCAAUCUUUAACGUCCAUGUGUGCCAAUAUAAGCUGUUUCUUUUUAACACACGUUUUUGUUUUAGAGGCCACUGGCCAUGGGAAGUUAUUUGGUCCUCAGACCCCUGGUUAACACAUCCAAGCCAUUACUUGUGAGAGCACAGAAUGUACUCAAGGGAGCUGUGCUUUGGAGGCAGCAGACAUUUCUCUGCUCUUUAGAAAGGCAGUCCCCCAGUCGAAGCUUUAUGCUGUUUGCACUGGGAAAGUGAUUUGGUAGCCUUAUUGGCGCAAUUUCUUCCCCAGAGUGUGGGGAGCUUUAGCUCUUACUUUGCUUUUGAGGUAUCAAUCUCUUUGUUCUCCUCUCCGCCUAUCUUUCCUUGACCCUCUGGAUUUAGAGAGAGAAAGACUAACAGAUACCAAACUAGCCUUAUGAGGGGUGUUUGUGACCAGAGUGUCGAAAGUGACAAUUUAAGAACAGGAAUUUGGCUCUGACUCAAUUUGGAGAAAAGGCGGUAGGGGACAGUAAGCACAGUGCCCAGAGGUUCUAAGAACCCUGGAGCCCUUCACAUAGAUAGGCUCAGGGUCAUGUGCCCACAGGGAGUCCCUCCAACCUUCAGACCUUUCCCUUAAGUUUCCAUGCCCUUGUUUUUUGUUUAAGUUGAGUUCUGCAUGCUGCCUAAAAACCCCAUUUUAGACCCCCUUGGCAGGCCCUCCUCACACCCACCAACCCCUCUGCCUCCUGCUGCCCCUGUGGGCAGUGCUCUGAGCAAUGACUUCCCUUUCAUCCAUGGAAGUAGCUGGUAUAGAUAGCUUUACCCUACCUAAUCUGAGUCACCGUGCCAAGAGGAUGACUAAAUUUCAGCCUGAUUCACCCCUCCCAGGCUCCUGUGGGGUAGAGCCAAGAGCCCAUCUCUGUUCCUGUUUGUUUUUAAAUAUUGUUGUGUGUUUUUUAUCUGUGGCACCGGCCUACAGCAUACUCUGUACAUAUUGUAAAGAAACAGUUGGAGUAAUUUUCUUUCUUAUUGGGCAAGCGUGGUCCUGUAUUCCUGCCCUUUCCACUUUGUUCUGUAAUACAGAAGGAGAAAUUUCUACAUUAGCUGGGCAGCCUUGGUUUCUACAGAAGGAUACAACUUUUUCUUUUCCUUUUUUUUUUUCCUCAAAAACAUUUGGCUCUUUGAUUCUUAUAUCCACACCUUCCUUGAAAAGUAGGAGCUGCCCAGAACAGCAGGUAAACACAACAAUGGCAGAUUGGCACUGCAUCCCCCUGGUCCCUGCUCCUUGCUGAGUCCAAUCUUCUUUCCCUGAAAUAACAUGAAGCAGCACCUGUGGAGAUCCUUGACAGUGCUGAGUGAAUGAUUUGCUCUCCACUUCUAGCCCCUCUACAUGGGGAAGAGAAACAUAGGUGGGUGCUACCUGUGGGACCCAUGACCUGGUCCGAGGGAUGACACACACUCAGGCAGGAUCUCCAUCCCGCAAGCAAAGGCUGUAAGUUUGCUGCUGAAGGCCCAGACAACCAGACCAAGCCCAUCUGUGAGCCCCUUGCUCAGGCCUUACUAGACAUCACUCACUGGGCUCCCUUAGAGGUGAAGCUAAGGGAGAAAAAGCCUCCUCCCCAGCUGGGACAGCCAAGGCAUGGAGAGCUGCUCUUCAGGAUUCUCAUCUCCUUCUUCCUUGUUUUAAGGUGUACCAGUUCCCUUUGUCCCCUUUUCCUGCCUUGUACAUGUAUAUGUACAUGUAUAAAAUUUCUUUCUCUUACCCCACUCUCUCCACACAUGUCAAAUUCAAAGAACCAGAUGCAGAAGGAUAAGAGGGCACCCUAUGAAAUGAAAUGGUCUCUUGAAUUUCUUCUUUCCAGGCUCCAAGGGGCUGUGGGAGGACUUACCUUAGGGAGUUGGGAGUUAAGACUGCAGAAGGGCUAGAGAAUAUUGUAUACAGGCUUUGAGGCCACUCAUGUCACUUAUUAUACCACAUACCCUAUAUCAACAUCCUAUUGUCUACUCUGAUGCCACCAAGAUUUAACUGGGCAGCUAGUUGGCCCCAUUAAUUUUGGGCCUUUGUUGUUCAUUUUAUUACUAGGGCAUCCCAGGAAGCUUUCCAAUGAUUCCCUACCAUGGGCCCCUCCCAGCCCCUCCUGCCCCAGCCCACCCGCUUGCCUUGGUGCUCAGCCCCCCCCCCCCCGCCCCAUUGGGAGCAGGUUGGGGCGAGCUGGAGGCCCGGGCUGGAGGGGCAGUGUUGCUGUUCAUAACUUUUGUUCCUUUGGCAUUGCUCUGUUGGGUUUAAUUUCAGUCUUCCUGAUUCUCCCCUUCUGUAAAGUGUACAUUACCAAGUUCCUUGUUUUUUUAUAUAUAUAUAUAAAUAUAUAUAUAUACAAACUGUACUCUUUUUGCCUUUGUACAUUGAGGCAAGAAGAGAAAAUAAAUCUUUUUAAGAGACAAUCACAAA